AUGGCCAACAUCUACGGCACUCAGCGCACAGUUUGCGCCCACACGGACAAAAGCCACUUGGUGAAUUGCGUCAGCACCUCCUCUUCGACUUCGCCGACGUAUUACGAGGACCGGGUUUAUCAUGAAAUGUAAGUUUAAGAUACUAAAAAAGUCACCUGUUUUUUGGUUCUAGAUUUCCUAUGUUUUGGAUUACAUUUUUAUUGUAAAACAUCACUUUUUUUCCAAGUGAAAUUCGGAAAGUCAUAGCCAAAAAAACAUUUUUUGUUUUAUCGGCUCUCCUCAUUUUCUGUUCUUUUCUCCAAAAAAAGAUUGUUGAAUAUGUCGGCUGAAAUUGCAUAGCAUUUGCUAAAAUUUUCACAAACUGUCUUUUUAUCUGCCUGUCGGGAAAAUAACGAGUUCAGAAAAUGAAUUGUCUCGCGGCAAAAUCAAAUUGCUUUCCAUUUCAGCGACACAAUUUUCUCAGCAAAAUUAUGCUCAUUAUUUUCCCGACAGACUAAUAUUUUUUGCACACAGAAAACUUGCAAGUGUUGCGACCUUUCUUCCCCACUUUUUCAAUGGUUAUCUCCCAUUUCCAUCGCUAAAAUCCCCCUUUAUUACUCCUUCCAUACUUACUCAUCUCCCUUCUCCUCAAAAGCCACGAAGCGAUCUUCAAGGUGAUCCUCCGCCCAUUUAUUCCAAGCUUUUAGCCAUAAAAGGAACUCCCGCCGACACGAGUGUCGGAAACCAACUUUUCUUGUACGGACUUUCGUGUUGUAAGCACUUGAGAAAACACAUUAUGUAAGGGCGAAAUACGGCGGACGAAACGCGGUCAAGUGAUUUCUUGAGCAAUUGCGACUUUUGGAAGAGUUGAGGGGAUGUUGCGGUUUUUAUGGGGAUUUUAGGGUAGCCGUGGGGCUACUGUAAUCUCGGUUGUUCAGAUACGAUAAAAGAUGGAAAAAUGGGCGUUUCGGGACACGUUUUGGUUAGAAUUGCAAUUUUUGUAACUUCCGUCGUCCAAGGGCUAUGUGUAGUUUGUUUUUUUGAAGUUUUCUUUACUACUACGAUGGUAAUAGCAUUUUCUGCCGAGUUUGCAAAUGUAACGGCAAAUUUCACCUUCAGGGCAUAACUAGGAAUGACAAUUUUAGAAGCAUGUUUUAAUGGCCUAUGCUGGACCGUUCGCAAGUUCGCUGUAGUGGUUGCGCCGUGCACUGUGCAAAUUAUUGCUUUUUGCACCAUGCAAAAGGUUUGCGGGCUAUCGAUCGCUCCUGGUCCUUUCGCGCAGUGCAAACGCCAAAAAUUACCCCAGUGGCUCUAGCGGACGGAUCAGUACUGAAUUUAUAUAGCCAGAGAACUCAAAAAAAGCAUGUCGGCUGACGCAGCGAGCGAAAAAUCGUCUUUUUUUGCUAUACACAAAAAGAUUUUCAUUUGCGGACAACCAAAAAAAUUGCACUAAAAAACAGUUCAGUUUUUGUAAUUGCCUGCCAGCACAUUCUACAGAGCGUUUUUUUUCAAUUCAGUUUUUGGUCUUCAAAAUUUUUGUAUGUGCCCUCCGCCGCUCAGAAUUCAAAUUUUUAUCACCCGUUCGAUCUAAACUUGCUCCGAAAACAACCCCGAAAUAGAUGUCUCUUUGUACGGCAACAAUACGGAUCCAUUUUAUUCGGCGAUCCACAAAGCCGCAGUCGUAUGCAAAUUAAGGCCGGUCGUCGGAGUUGAGGGGUGGAUAUAAAGGGCACUCCGCGAUGCUUAUGCUUUUACCGCAUUUCCCAUCGUUUAAACACAGGAGGCGCCGCGCAUUUUACAGAUUUAAUUAGCGCUAUCAAGGUUACAAGUUACAGGAGCGCCGAGAUGCGGAGUGUUUGCCAUGAGGCAUUUAUUACAUAGUGGGGGUGGUACAGCGGACUUCGAAAUUGAGGCUUAUGGUGGUUUAGAGGCUAUACGAAGCCCAUAGGAAAUACUCAAAGCGCGACGUUUGGGGUUGAAACAAUUUUUUUUGAUUUUGAAGGCUUCCAAGUGCGAAGUUUAGGUUUUGUUAACUGGGUGCGCCAAUAAAAUCUGGACUAAUAUUUUUGCUUGUCUUGCGUGAUGUUACAGUACGAGAACAAAGUGGGCGAUUACGUCUAAGUAAUACGUCCAAAAAGCUAGGUUUAAAGUUUCAGACAAAAUAAUCGUCUACGACACUUGCUUUGCCAUUAUAAGUGGUUACAACUAAGGCGCCUGAAACACGGACCCCAAACUGGUCAAAAAAUGGUUGCGCUAUGUUUACCGUUUUAUGCUAUGAGCUGAAUUUUACUUUUUCUGAUAGAGCUCCAGUCGGUUUUUAUACACUGAAAUUGAUUUUACCUCGUUAUGACAAUUAGGCUUUUUACAGCUCGCCAAAACUGGCCCUUUCCCGAGAACUCUUUUUAACGCUGAUUAAAACCCAUUUCAUUUGUAUUUCCCCAUUCUUUAUGGUCUAAAAUUAUUUUAUUGCUGUUCCAUGACCCCAAACUUCCCCCUUGUCCUCUAAUUCUCCUAUUACGUUCGAUUAUUAUCCCCAUCAUUCCCGAACGAACAUAUUUUUCGUCAUUACCUUCUCGAUUACGCAACCAAAUGCCCUUCCGCCACAUUGCGCAUAAAACACCGAAAAACAUAAGGCAGCAAAAAGUUGUUGGAGCCAAUUUGUUUGGGGCUACAUUAACUUUCGGGGCGAAUGUAAUACAGCAGCGGGUAACAGAGGAAUCAGGUUCAAUUAAGCGUGAAACAGUGAAAAAAUACGUUUUCAGAACGAGACGGCUGAUCAGAGUUUAUUCGGAAAAAGUGAGAAAUAAAAAAAGGUGGAGGGUUUCGAAUUAAUGGUGGAUAUAGCGCGAGGAUAACGUGUUUUAUUUUUUAUUUGUUUUUGUACUGGUUUAAGUGGUUUGGGACUGUAAGCGGUACGAUUAACCAUAUUGUAUGGCGAUAAAAUUUUUCGCUACUUUUCUUUGAGUUUUGAGGACUAUGCAAUUUAUACUACUCUUGGCAAAAAAGUUGUAAAAAUUGCCGCGAUAAAUCAUCAAAACUUUUGCCGUGGGCAGUAUCAGUCUGUUGGGAAAAUACUGAGCACAAUGUCGCUGCGCCAAUCGUGUCGUUGGAGUGAAAAGCAAUUUGAUUUUGCCGCGAGACAAUUCAUUUUCUUGGCAGCGAUGCGAUUUUCGAUGCGACAGAGUGCUUAUUCUCAUCAGACUAUUUAAAAUGUUACGUGUUGUUACAGUACGUUAUGUCUGAGGUUUUUUUGAUCUAAAACUGACUCUUGACCCCUUCGAAUAUUUUUGUUCUAGACAGUUUUAACAGAUGUGUUUAAAAUUUUACUAUGCGAUUUUGGAUACGACACAGUGCUUAUUAUUUUCUCGACAGGCUGAUAUUGACAAGGAAAGUACUCCGGGAGCGCAACGCUGAGAUUUUGACAAAAUUUGGCACAGGUAGAGAGUUUGUUUUUUUCGACACAGCGCUUAUUAUUUUCCCGACAGACUGAUAUGUAUUACACAAAGUUUAUGCCCCUGCAUUUCAAAUGGGAACAAAUCAAAGCAAAUUUCGAUUUUUUUUUCAAUUUCGCGGCCGCACCCUGCAAAAAACCCAAUUUUGCAUCGUGCAACCGGUGUAUCGCCUCGGCUCAAAUUAUUUUUCCACAAAGCUUUUUUCGCCCUCUGGAUAAGCCUUUGCUUAUUUUUCUCCAAAAAUCGGCAGUACCAGCUAUAUGUAUGUAGUCUAAAAUCAACUCCUUUCAUCAUGUUCAAUCCGCGGAAGCGCCCUUUUCCGGAGGGUUACAAACUUUUCUUUUGAAAAAAACAAACUUUUUACUUUUUUCUCAUGGAUUUUCAAGUCUGUCAAGUGGGUUCUUACGGAAUUUCAAGCACUUUUUGUACAAGCUUUUUGUUUUUUACUCUUUUGGAAGUAAUUUUUCUUUGGAAAAUUGCCAAAUUCAAUUUUUUUGAAAUUGAAAAAGACCCCGAGUUUCUCAUUUUUUGAAUCCAAAGUCAUUCUUCUUGAAAAAAAAUUUAAGCCCACCCAUUUUUCGCCGUUUUUUCUCCGACUUGGCCACGCUUUUUCCCAGAAAUUUUUUUUCCAAACUGUUGCGCAAAACCCGAUAAUUCGCAUUUGGCGGAAGAAAACGCGCAUUGAAGCGUUGAAACGAUGCUAAUUCCCUUAUAGUCAAGUCGGAAAGGAGUCUAUUUUUGGGUGACUUGAGAAAUUAAAAUUGGCCGUCAAAAACAUUCGGCAAGUCGGGCGAAAGUUGAGCGAGUCUUGGGAUUUUUUUUUUGGAAAAAAUGGGAAAAAAUUCGUUUUUUUGAGGUAUUCUUUGUGAAAAUGACGUAAAAUUUUAGCUGCGAGAAAAUUUACAUACCAAUUUUUUCUUUAAAAAAAAUUUUUUUUCCAAUGACUUUGAAUAUUUUAAUUUUUGUUUUUAACUUUAAAAAAAGUUGAAAGUAUCAUUUUUUUUCUUAUUUCUACUGUAGAAGGUUAUAUUUCCAAUCAUUUUCUCGGCAUACAAUAACCUUUGCUUAACGAAUACUCUUUUUGGUCGAUUUUUGCCGGGUUUCCGGUCGAUUUUGUUGAAAACCAGGGCCCGGCACCAAUUUCGGACCAUACUAUGUAUCUCGAAAAAAUCGACAUGUUAUACGAUCAAACGUUUACGAAAGAGAUCUGGACAUGUUUUACCGUAUAAAAUGUCCGCGAAAGAACUGAGAAUCUCUUCUUAGCGUGUGGACUCCAAAAAAGGGUAACUCAUCAGUCUGUCGGAAAAAUAAUGAACACAAUUCAUUUUUUUUGCGAUUUUCUCUGCAACAUAGUGCUCAUUAUUUUCCCGACAGACUGUUGUUCAUAGUUUUUUAUCGAAAAUUGGCCCUCCCAUUUCUUUAUGAUCCCCAUUGGCCCGACAAAAUCAAAUUCGGAACCGGCAAAAAUCGCCGCCAAAAGGUCGGGCCGUAUGCUCGGCAUUGAGCAUAAUGGACAAUGUCAAUUGGGAUCAUAUUCCCGGAAUAUGGCGCGCCGUUUUGAGGAAUGGGAGAGAAAAUGGGGUAAAUAGUAAAUAAAAACAAAAAAUUGGGGGGUUUUUCUACUUUUUGCUUUUCAAUUUGCCAAAAAAAUUUUUUUUGUUACAUGUAAUGAUGGUAUAUACCCGACAAAGCAAUGGGUUUAAGUUUUGUCCCUACAAUGUGCCUAGAGCGGGUACUAAUUGUUAGAAGUCCUAGCAGACGCUUUGCAGGCAGAGCCAAGAUUUUCAACUGCUUUUUUCGAGAGAAUACACAAAAUUCGGAGAGCGGUCAGAGAGAAAAACACUUUUUGGCCAUAUCUUUGUCAAUUUCCAGUGGAAAAAAUUGAUUUUUUGUGGAAAUAUUACUCUCUACGGUGGAAAUAAGGCCCAAGGUUUUUCAUGUCAAAAUUUCUAAAAAUGCCAAAUUGUGGCCAACUUUCCGACCAAAAAUCUCUGUAGUUUCUGGCAAAUUUCGAGCUGAAAAUCAUGCAUAUGUCAUCGGAAAAAUUUCUGAUGUUUUGCAAGCAGAGCCAAGCUAUUCAACCGCCUUUUUUCGACAGAGUACACAAAAUUCGGAGAGCGGUCAGAGAGAAAAACACUUUUUGGCCAUAACUUUACUAAUUUUGCUGGGAAACAACUGAUUUUUUGUGGAAAUAUUACUCUCUAGAGUAGAAAUAACGUCAAUGUCUAGUCAUGUCAAAAUUUACAAAAAAAAAAAAUCCAUUUUUUGACAAAAUUUUCGACCAAAAAUCUGGGUUGUUUAUGCGAGAGCGGUCAGAAAGAAAAACACUUUUUGGCCAUAUCUUUGUCAAUUUCCAGUGGAAAAAAUUGAUACAAAAAAAAAUCCAUUUUUUGACAAAAUUUUCGACUAAAAAUCUCGGUAGUUUCUUUCAAAUUUUAAACUAUUAUAAAACUUUGUUACAUUUCCUCGAAAAAUUUCUCUAAAUUUGUCCCAAGUUUUAUGAAAGUCCAAGGCUUCAAUUUUAAUAUUUUUUCAAGAGAGUACACAAAAUUCGGAGAGCGGUCAGAGAGAAAAACACUUUUUGGCUAUAUCUUUUUCAAUUUCGCGGGGAAAAAAUUGAUUUUUUGUGGAAAUAUUACUCUCUACAGUAGAAAUAAGGCCCAUAUCAAGAGUUUUCAUCUCAAAAUCUGCAAACAUUUUUUUAUACUUUAACCAAUUUUCGACUUAAAAAUUUUGGUUGUUUCUGUGAAAUUUUGAUCUAAAACUCUUCUACAUAUCUUCAAAAAAAUUCCUCUAAAUUUGUCUCAAGUUUCAUCAAGCUUAGACCUUUCGAUUCUGCACUUCUGUUCCCACUAGAUCAUAGAGUCUUUGCCCGCUUGCUCGUGGGAUAAUAUAUGAAAUCUUGUGGUCAUUUCCCCAGCGUAUUCCACCGGAACGGCAUAAUUAAUGGCUUCGAGCGAAGCUGACUCUCUUUUCAGUGCGCGGACACUUCUUCCAACGCCUCCAAGGCACUCGUGUUUAUUUACUCUCUCUCUCUCACCUCCGAACCCCCGAAACCCCAUAAUUAUUCCGGGAAUUCGCCUCUUUUAUGAUGACUCUUUGAUAUUUUAGGUAGCAAAAAGCAUGAUUAGUACUUUUUGGCUUCUAAAUUAAGCUUUUGGAAGCUAGAAAAAUAUAUUUUUUUUUUGAUUUUUUGAUACUUUUUCAUAAAAAUAUUUAGGAAUUUUUUUAAAAUUUUUUGAUUUUUUAAAUAUUUUAUUCUUAAAAGAAAUAAAAAAAAUAAAAAAAAUUGAUUUCAUUUUUAUUUUUUUAUAUUUUUUCACAGAAUCCUUUUGGAUUUUUUUACUAACUUUUUUUUUCAUUUUUUCGAUUUUUUAAAAAAAUCAAUUUUUUUAAAUUUUUCACUUUUUUCACAAUUUAUUUCCCCCAAAAAUAAGCCUAAUCCGGCGCUAGCGUCAGUUCGGGUUAAGUGACUUAUUCAGGUGCGUAUUGUUUACGGUAGGAACAAUAGCAGGAUCCUUGCGCGCAGAUGUGUGAAGCCAUCGCUUUCAUUUCGAAUUUUCACUUGGUUUUGGGCAAUUGAGGAGGUCAGUAAAUUCCUUUUUACUCAGUAAUAUUACAGUAGCAGCUCUGUACUAUAAGCCUUCGUUCAGCGAAGACUGUUUAUAACAUCAAAUUUCAGAGGUCCCGAUAGUCCGUUUUAGGCCAAAAAAAUCUCUAUAUAACAAAACCUUUGUAUAACGAACAAUCUUUUUUGGUCAAAUCCAUUAUUUAUAAGUCUGUCGGGAAAAUAAUGUGGAUCUGUCGUAGCAAAAUAUGUAGUAUCGCCACGUCGCAGUCGCUCAUCAAAUUUUUGGCGUCUAGCCGUCGCAGAGCGAUGAUGGGCGAUUCCAAGGCGCGAUGAAUCCACAUUAUUUUCCCGACAGACUGAUAAUGACCAAAAAAAUUAAUUUUUAUACAUAGGCUUUGUUAUCUGAAGGUUCAUUUGGCCUAAAGCUGGCUUUCGAGACCUUUGCAACGGUUUGUAAUAGAGAGGUUUUGUCACAUGGAAAUUUAUUGUCCAGAGGUUCUACUGUAUUAUUUUUAGAAGGCGUUUUAUACAUAUUAUAUCAGCCUGUCCACGGAUAAACUCGUUUUACAGACAUUUAAAAUAUCUGUAGAACUUUUUUUUCAAUACCAGCCUGUCGGGAAUUCCCCUCUAAUUUCGGACCAUAAUACAAUGUGUCUCCAAAAAAUCGACAUGUUAUACGAUGAAACAUUUAUGAACGAGAUUUGGAAAGGUUUCAUCGUAUAAUAUGUCCCCAUAGAACUGAGAAUCUCUUCUUAGCGUGUGGACUCCAAAAAAGGCCGUAAAUAUCAGUCUGUCGGGAAAAUAAUGAGCCCAAUUUUGAUUCGCCGGCCGCGUCGCUGAAAUGAAAAGCGAUUUGAUUUUGCCGCGAAGACAAUUCAUUUUUUCGGCGAUGCUAUUUUCGAUGCGACAGAGUGCUCAUUAUUUUCCCGACAGACUGUUGUUCAUAAUUUUCACCCACCGGCAAUGCUAUUUUCGAUGCCACAGAGUGCUCAUUAUUUUCCCGACAAACUGAUAUAUGUGCUUAGCGAGGUCUUAAAUUACUAAUACAGCUCUAAUUCCUAAAACUAAUAGUCUAUAGGUCCACUAACUCCUUGCGCUCCUCUGAAAUUCCCCUUUGAUUUGUUUAGAAUGCUUAGAAAGCGCGUUGAGUUUUUGACCGCGCGCGCGCUUCCGCCCGCCUAAUCCGGGUCUCAUUUUCGGUCCGAUUCAAAACAUUACAUAACAUUUGUUUAUCCUCUUUCCCCUCGUCCUCUAAUUAACCCGCAGGCUCGAAAUUUGCAUAUGAUAAUUACUGGUUGUUCGCGGGAAUUUCUCGCUUUGGAUUAUUACUUUUGCGCCGCGAGAGGAAUGGGAUUUCUGGGGCUGGCGGUUUAUGGGGUUUGGAAGAAUGGGAUGUGGGGUUGUAUUAAACCAGUUAUAUAGAUGAGGAUGCAUAGUAAAAAUUAUUUUUUUUUUUGGAAAAUUGUUUUUGUGAUUUUUUGAAUUUUUGGACGAUUUUUUGGAUUUUUUUUGAUUUUUUCUCGGAAAAAUUUUUUGAAAUUUUUUUAAAAAAUAAUUUUUUUGGAUUUUUCGGAGUUUUUGGAAAAUUCCCUUGAUUUUUAUGUGAAAAAAAAAUUUUGGAUUUUUUUAUUUUUUUUAUUUUUUAAAAAAUUUUAAAAAAAAUUAAUCAAGAUUUUUUCGUACAAAUAAAAUUUUUUUUGUUUUUCAAAAAAAAAAAACAAAAAAAUAAAACAUAAAAUAAAAAAAUAAAAUGUUUUUCUCAAAUUUCCAAAAAUUCUCACACCAAAAAAUUGAGCUUUUAGAAAAACAUUUUCUCGAUUCUCAAGGUUUUUGGAUAACUUUUUAUUAGAGUUUUUUUGAUAUUUUAUUUGAAAAAAUUUUUAAAAUAAUUUUUCAUUAAAUUUUUUUUUUAAUUUUUUUGUCCAACAUUUUCUUAUUUUUCCACAAAAAUAUAAUUAUUCAAAAAAUCUUUCCACUUUCCAAAAAAUCUCCCCUCUAAAGAAUUGAGCUUAUUUGGCGCAAUCUCGAAAACUUUUUGGCCUUUCAUUAACUUCAUUGCAUAUUCCUACUCUCGGCCAAGGGGAAAUGCAUUAGAAACUAGGGAAACGCUUUGAAAUCAUAAUGAAUACGUAUUUAUAGCGAGCUGAAUUUUCAUGUCCUCUUAGGGGAAUGGAUUUUGGAUUUUUGGGGAAAAUAUUUGGUAAAGUUUAAAAAAAUCGACCAAAAAAAAUUUUUUUUGACUAGAAGUAAUUAUCGACCAAUUUUUUUGGUCGAUAAAAUAUUUAUGCUGUCGAUAUACCUUUUAAUCGACCAAAAAAUUUUUUUCGACCGAGAAAAUGAAUCGACCAAGAAUUUUUUUCGACCAAAAAUUUUUAUCGACCAAAAAUUUUUACCGACCAAAAAUUUUUUCGACCAAGAAAAUGAAUCGACCAAGAAUUUUUUUCGACCAGGAAAAUGAAUCGACCAAGAAUUUUUUUCGACCAAAAUUUUUAUCGACCAAAAAUUUUUAUCGACCAAAACUUUUUUUUACCCAGAAAAUGAAUCGACCAAAAAUUUUUAUCGACCAAGAAUUUUUUUCGACCAAAAUUUUUAUCGACCAAAAAUUUUUAUCGACCAAAAUUUUUAUCGACCAAAAAUUUUUAUCGACCAAAAUUUUUUUCGACCAAAAAAAUUUAUCGACCAAAAAUUUUUAUCGACCAAAAAAAUUUAUCGACCAAAAAAAAUUUCCCAAUUUUUUCUUCCAAAAUUUUUAUUUAGUCAAUCCGUCUUCCAUUUCCAAAUUUUCACCCCUUCGCAUAAAUAAUUGUCGCUCUUUCUUCACCAUUUAUUAUAUUUCCCACUUAAUUUCCCGCCUUUCACACUCACAGCGGGAUGUUUGGUCGAAUUUUGGUGGCAAAAAUCAAAAUUUGGGCGUUUCGCCCAAAUUCGCACUACUUUUUUCAACAAAUUGCCGGAGGGGUUUAACGGCAAAUUAAGCGAAAAAGUGUCGCUAAUCCACUUUUAUGGGGUUUAAGCUGCGCGAGAAAAUUCUGAGAGCUUCAUUUUCCGUGUUAAUACCUUAUGUAAAAAUUAGGAGAGGGCGAAAAGAAAGGAGAAGGGGGCGAAAGUCCGACGAUUAAGGUUAGAGAAGGAUUAGAUCGCGGCUGGCUCGAUGAAAUAGUUUCAAACGAUAGAGUGAUGGUUGGUUAAUGGGUUUAGAAGCGGGAAAUAAAUACUAUGUUUGAGAAUACGGUGGAAAAUAGGGCUUGUAAUUAUACAAAGGGAGCCUGGAAAACUGCUUUGUUUGUCAUCAAUUUUAAAUGGGAAGUACUCCAAGUGCGACGCUCAGAUUUUGAUGAAACUUGGCACAAAUUUAGAAUAAUUUUUUCUAAGAUAUAUGCGAGAAUCCUAGCUCGCGCUUUGCAGAAACAGCCGAGAUUUUUAGAUCGAAAGUCGGCGAACAUUUAGGACUUUUUGCCGAAUUUUGGCACGAAAAGUUUCAUGCCUAUUUCAACCGAAAAGGAUAUUUUUUCUACAAAAAAUCAAAAUUUUCCGCACGAAACUGCCAAAGUUAUGGCCAAAAAAGCGUUUUUCUCUCUGACCGAUCUCCACGUUAGUGCUCUCUCGGCGACAAAAAUCGUUCGAUAUCUCGGUGGCGCCCGCAAAGCGCCAGCUAAAACUUUCAGGAAUUGAUAUUUAGUCCAUACCGGACGUGUGUGCAAAAUUUAAAGAAAAUCUGAGCGUCGCACUUGGAGUACUUCCCCUGUUAAUAAAGAAACAGUAUAAUUUUUCCCUGGAUACCAGAGAUUUAUUCUCGCGCACAUUAAGCAAUCGUAUUUUGUUCCCACUUUUUUCAAAAAUUUCAGUAAAUUAAUUUGCUUUUUGCACACUCUUCUUCUGAUUCUGAUGUCAUCUGCAGCCCUAAUUCGGCCUUAUUCAUUUACUUUUGCUCUGCAAAAAAAAAUCCGACAUUUUUAACCCCCAGAGGGCAUGUAUUUAUCCGUUUUCAUCAAUGAGCUCUUACAUUUGUUAUUCACGUCUCUACCAGUGUGUUCCCCAUUUAUAUAUGUAACGUUAUUAUUUUUCUAACACUCGUCAUUUCCUCUCGUGUUAUAUCUACCGCUUAAGGGGAAGUACCCCCAAGUUCAACGCUCAAAUUUUGAUGUCACUUGGCACAAAUUUAGAGUAUUUUUUUGAAACGUGUGCUAGGCUCCUAGUCAACACUUUUGACCGAGAUUUUUAGGUCGAAUAUUUCCGCAAAAAAAAUAAUUUUUUCCCCACGAAACUGGCAAAGAUACAGCCAAAGACCGUACUCUCUCGACCACAAAGAUCGUUCAAUAUCUCGGCUGUCCCUGCAAAGCGAAAGCUAAAACUUUCAAUUAUUAAUAUGUUACCUAUGUCGGAAGUAUGUGCCAAAUUUCAAAAAAUCUCUGAGCGUUCCACUUGAAGGGAUCCCUCAUAUAUAAGCUUCAUAGUAAUCCAAGAAUUACCCUUUAAUUUGUAUUGCAUAUCAUUAAGUAGUAGUACAAUAUCACGUAUAAAUUUCACUCUAAUUCUCUCGCAAAUGUCACGGGGUUUAUCCCAAAGAAACCUUUUUGUUCCUACAUUAUCCGUCUUGAAAUUGAGAAAAGGCCAAAAGCCGUUUCUCUCGAAAUUUGAAGAUUGACAGGGAAGGGGCUGUAAAUGUGGUUGGGUAAUCUUGAAAUUAGACGUUCGUUUAGAGAGGGGUCGUGGGUAAAAACGGCAGAAACAACGUUGAUAACGUUGGAAUUGAAAUCUUUUUUUUUACAGGGGAAGUACUCCGAGUGCGACGCUCAGAUUUCCUUUAAAUUUUGUACACACGUCGGGUAUAUACGCAAUAUCAAUUCCUCAAAGUUUUAGCUCGCGCUUUGCGGGCGCCACCGAGAUAUCGAACGAUUUUUGCCGCCGAGAGAGCACACUAAACGUGGAGAGCGGUCAGAGAGAAAAACGCUUUUUGGCGAUAACUUUGGCAGUUUCGUGCGGAAAAAUUUGAUUUUUUGUACAAACAUUAUACUUUACGGUUGAAAUAGGCAUGAAACUUUUCGAGCCGAAAUUCGGCAAAAAGUCCUAAAUUUUGGCCGACUUUCGAUCUAAAAAUCUCGGUUGUUUCUGCAAAGAGCGAGCUAGGAUUCUCGCAUAUGUCUUAGAAAAAAUUGUUCUAUAUUUGUGCCAAGUUUCAUCAAAAUCUGAGCGUCGCACUUGGAGUACUUCCCCUGCAAAAAUAAGUCGUAUAUUCACGGCCAACGUCAAUCAGGCACUGUGCCAAAUGAAUUGUUUUGAAAACUCCAUUAUCGCAUAAAGCUAGCGUGACUUUGUGCCAUAAUGCCAUUUACUGCGCCGCGCGUAAACACGUCUAGACCUCUGGGCCUGUUUACAGGUGUCCAAAUUUACUAGAGACGUCUUCCAAAUGCAACGCUCAGAUUUUCUUUCAAUUUUACGCACAUCUUUGGCAUAGGCCACAUGUCAAUUUUUGAAAAUUUUAGCUUGCGCUUUGCAGGGGCAGCCCAGAUAUUCAACGAUGAUUUGGCGAGAGAGCGUGCGAAAGGCGGAGAGCAGUUUGAGAAAAACACUUUUUGCCCGUAUCUUUUCCAGUUUCGCGUAGGAAAAGUUGAUUUUUCGUGGAAAAAUCACCCUUUACGGUCGAAAUAGACAUCAGACUAUUUCAUGUCAAAAUUCGCAAAAAAAAAAACUCGGGUGGGAAAUUUUGAUUUUUUAUGAAAAAAUCACCUUAUCUGGUAUAAAAUCAGAUUGAACUUUAUGAUCACAAAACUAACAAAGAAAGUGUCAUAUUUUGGCCAUUUUUCGGCCAGAAAAUCUCGGUCGAUGCUGCAAGGCGCAAGCUAGGAGCUCCGUGUCGGUCUUAGAAAUAAUAAUUCUCUGUAUAUCCGUGCCAAGUUUCAUCAAAACCUCAGCGUUGCACUUGGAGUACUUCCCGGAUCUGCCAAGCUUUAUUGGCCGAUGACUUGGGAAGUAGUAGAGGAGAUUUUAAAAAAUUUGUAUUUUAGGACCCUAAGGGCCUAUGUUUUUGACAAAGUGAAAAUUUAUCAGUCUGUCGGGAAAAUAAUGAGCACUCUGUCGCAUCAAAAAUUGUGCCGAGAAAAUGAAGUCUUCGCGGCAAAAUAAAAUUGCUUUUGACUCCAGCGACGCUAUUGUUGCAGCGAUAUUGAGCUCAUUAUUUCCCCGACAGACUGAUACCAUCCAUUUCUUUGGCCAUAAAUUUCAAUUUAACGUUUUCAUCUCCUCAAGUCAAACUUUGUUUUAACGAUUUUCAAACAAAACCCCAUCCAAUCGGCUUAUAAAUUGGAUAAGAGUCAAAAAAUUUUCCAAUUUCCCGAUUGAAAUUUGGACACAAAACGAUUUGUUUUUGGCCGAGUCGGCUUUCGGUUUCAAGUUGAAGCUUUAAACCCUCUCUUGUUUCCACGGACGCAGAUUUUCGCACCUUGCUCGGUUGUAAACCGGGGUGUGAAUUUCGCUUUUAUAUAAAUAAAAAGACGAGGAGAUACCAGGUGUUUAGGGGGUGAAAAGGCGAAGGGGGAGAGGUUAGUCAUUUCGGGUGGGACUUUUUAUUAGUAUUCAUCGUAUUGUACGAUCAUUUUCGGAGAGCUGAGAUGGGUUUUUUGGCUGAAUUUUGGGUGAAGCAAGGAGUGAUGAUUGGCUUUAAAAAAUAGUAAAAAAAGGGUUUUUUGUGUUGUGUUUUUAAACUUUAAAGAUCUAAAUGUUACAGACAGGUUAAGAAACGUUUAGAAGAAAACUAUAAACUCCAGUAGAAGCGACCGUUACAAGGGAAGUACACCAAGUGACGCUCUGGUUUUCUUUAAAUUUUGCGCACAUUGGAGUUGGAUAUAUCGUAUAUCAACUACCGAAAAGUUUAGCUCGCGCUUUGCAAAAAGAGCCAAGAUAUUCAAUAAUCUUUGCGGCCGAAAGAGUACGCGAAACGCGGAGAGCGGGCAGAGAGAAAAACUUUUUUAUAACUUGAAAUUUUUUGUGGAAACAUUGCAGUCUACAGUAGACAUGGCUCGUCGGCCGGCCCGGCCCGUUUCAAAUUUUCCGUCGGCCCGGCCCGGCCGGCCCAUUGAAACGAAAGUCUCCCCACAUCUAACCCCUUAUGACCAAAUUUUUUUCUAUCAUCAUGUGAAUGGAUAAAUCCAUAGCUAUCUAAAAACAAAAAUACCUUUAAAAAAACCAAUUGUGUCUUGACAUUGCAUUUAUUUUCAUUAUCAAACCCAAUUUUCGCUUCGAGAUUCUGGAUUUUAAAUAGUCCGGGCCGGCCCGGGCCGAAACGCCGGCCCGGCCGAUCUGAAAUCGGCCCACGGCCCGGCCCUGGCCGGCCCGGGAGCCAUGUCUAGUCUGCAGUUGACAUAGGCAUAAAACUUUUUGUUAUUGACCGGUCUAGAAUGAAAAAAUUUAACGAGUACCAUAGGCCAUAUUUAGGGCCAUUUUUUGGGUCCUUCUGGACAGCGCAGACAACGUGACAAAUCUGAUAUUUUUAUUAUAAUUCUGUGCAAGUAAUUCUAUACCUUUCGUCUUUUUUUAAAACUUUGCAAUUGAAAAAUUUCCAAAAUUUACCUUUUUUUCUAACCAUCCCUAUUUCCAGCCCGCAAUGCACCCGGCUGUCAGCUAUCUACUCCUCUGAUCACUGUCGCUCCACCCUCAACGGCACCAUGAAGACGCCGGAUCCGGCGGUGUCGCUGAUGCUGCCACAGUCGCCCUUGGACUACAACACGCACAACUCGAACAUGAGUAUUCAGCGGCGGAUACCUCCGCCGCCGGAGCGAAGGAAAUCGGUGAAACCGAUCGGGGUUUCGUGGAGAUUCCGAGUGUUCAACGAGAACACGGCGGUUCUCUUCUUCUUGGCAUUCGUGCUGACAUUGGCGCUGUUUGUAGCGCAGGCGGUUUUUAAAAGUAAGUUUUUUUUUAAAAAUUUUUUUUGCGAAUUUUGCGUAAUUUUUGUAGUGUUAUAAAAAGAUAGUAAAGUAUCUUACAGGGGAAGUAGUCCAAGUGCUACGCUCAGAUUUUGAUGAAACUUGGCACAAAUUUAGAACAAUUUUUUCUAAGAUAUAUGCGAGAAUCCUAGCUCGCGCUUUGCAGAAACAACCGAGAAUUCUAGAUCGAAAGUCGGCCAAAAUUUAGGACUUUUUGCCGAAUUUCGGCCUGAAAAGUUGCAUGCCUAUUUCUACCGUAAAGGAUAAUGUUUCUACAAAAAAUAUUUUUUUUCCGCGCAAAACUAGCGAAGUUAUGGCCAAAAAGCGUUUUUCUCUCUGACCGUUCUCCACGUUUAGCGUGCUCUCUCUGCGGCAAAAAUCGUUCGAUAUCUUGGCGGCGCCGGCAAAGCGCAAGCUAAAACUUUCAGAAAUUGAUAAUUAGAUCAUGACCGACGUGUGUGCAAAAUUUAAAGAAAAUCUGAGCGUCGCACUUGGAGUACUUCCCCUGGUAACUAUUUUUUUUCAGAUUCUUUCCUCACCUUGUAUUCCCGCCAUGAAAUUAUCGACUUAACAAGGACGGAUGCCAAUUUGGAGAUUGGGAAAUCAACGAGUUUGAGGGCCCCUCCAAGACGUCUAACAUAUACGUAAGAAAUAUGCAGUUUAUAUUUUUAUUCCGCGUAUUUUACCCGUUCUAUUUUACCUCUAUUGUGUUAUGAUUCAUUCAUUUUUAGGACAGUUUCUAUACCCGAAAAAGCGAACUUGGCAUUGAUGUUCAACACCACAAAUUCGGCUAGAUUUGUGGUCUACGCCAUGAGAACUUUGAGUCCAACGCCAACUUUAUACGACUACAGAAGAGUUGUGAAUGUGGAUCGUCUUCAUUCACAAGGCGUGGUGAUUAGAGACGAGGCGGUGGAGGACGUGUUUUACGAAAGCGAUGUGAGUGAAUUUUUUGAAUUUUUUGAUAAAAAAUCAAUAAAAAAAAAUAUUUUUUUAAUUUAUUUUAAUAAAAAAUAUUUUUUAAAAAUAAAAAAAAUAUUUUUAAUUAUUCUUUUUAUUUUUGCAACGCAUUUUAAAACCAGAAAAAAUCAAAAUUAAAAAAAAAUAUUUUUGUAAAAGUUUUUUAUAAUUUUUUUUUCAGAAUCGAAACGGCCUAGUUACAUUCCCAGUAAACGUUGGCGAAUGGCACAUCGCUCUGUUGAAUGACCAUAUUGAGCCUUUGCAAAUGACUGUAACUCCAUUCUUGUUCGAUGAAAACCUUCAGAAUGGCUGUAAAUUUGAGUGUUUUGGGAAAGGAAGCUGUCAAAAUGGAAGUUGCCAGUGUUUCCCGGGAUACUCGGGGAAAUAUUGUCAGGAAAGUAAGUGAAAAAAUAUUAAGAAUAAUAAAAAUAAAAAAAAUAAAACAAAAGAAAAUAAGAUAAAAUGAAAAAAAUAAAAAUAAAAUAAAAAAAUCACAAAUAAAAAAAAUAAAAAUAAAGAAAUAAAAAUAAAAAUAAAAAAAUAAAAAUAAAAUAAAAAAAUCACAAAUAAAAAAAAUAAAAUAAAAUAAAUUAAAUUAAAAUAUUUAGAUAAAAAAAUAAAAAUAAAAAAAUAAAAAAAAAUGAAAUAAAAAGGAAUAAAAAUUUAAAUAAUGUUUUUUCAGCCUCCUGUCCAAUUCUUUGCUCUGGAAAUGGCGUAUUUUCCAACGGAGAAUGUGUUUGUCAUCAAGGAUAUCAUGGGAAAAUCUGCGAGAAAAUUGAUCGAAAGCCGGAGCCAUCCUAUUUGCAAUCGUUCGAUGGGGCUUUUCAACGUGAGUUUAUGAAAUUUUAAUGAUUAUAGUACGAUUUAAAAGCAAAAAAAUUGUUUUGACUUUUUUAAAUAUUUUAGCAAAAAAAUAUAUAAAAAAGAAUAUUUUUGAGAUUUUUUGACAGUAAAAAAUGAAAAAAAAAUAUUUAAAAAUUUUUAUUUUUUAUUAUUUUUUUUUAUUUUUUAAAAUUUUUUAUCCUUUUUUUUAUUUUUUUUUAUUUCAGACACCAACAUAAUGCCCGUCUCCUCCGAAUUAUACGCUCCAAAAUCCACCGAAUCCUCCUUUCAAGCCGAAAAAGUCUCCUCCGAAAAAUCCUUAAAAAUCGACCCAAAACCGACUGAAAUUUCGACCACAAAAUCCUCCAUUACCUGUCAUAACGGUGGAACUGCCGAAGGUCCAAUUUGCAGAUGCCGCCAUGGAUUUGGCGGGGAAAAAUGCGAUGAAGUGAAGUGUCCGAACGAUUGUAAUGGACGCGGGAGAUGUCUGGAGGGCGUCUGUCAAUGCGAAAAUGGGUGGAAUGGAAAGGAUUGUGGGAUAAGUAAGUCUUACUUUUGAUUUGUUUUUUGAUGAUUUUUUAACAAAAAUUAGGUAAAAGUUCCUUAUUUUGGCCACACCUUAUAACUUUGCGGAAACUGGUCGGAAUUAGCCCAAAUUUAGCGUGCACGCUCAAUUCAUCGUUGUCAAUGCCCGGACAGUGGAUUUAGUUAGUGAGGUACCUUCUUUUUUACGUACCACCUUACCCUUCAAAAACGGCUGCAGCCUGUGAUUUUACACUUUAUACGAUGAAACAUGUCCGGAACUAAACUUAUUGCCUCCGUAUGGAACAAAAUGAGUCGUCACAGCCUUCGUAGGUACCCUUAAAGCUAUAGAGCUCAUAUAGUAAUUCAGUGCCAGCUAGGUCGGAGCGUUUUUUCCUAACUUUAGUGCCCAAGCUUGGGCGCAGUUCGCGGAGUACCUUUGUUGUGGCCAAAAUAAAGAACUUUUUCCAAAAUUACAAUAUUAGCAAGGGAAUAUUCCAACUGCGACGCCUAGAUUUUGAUGAAACUAGAGUGGUUAAUCUUAUCCAAUCGCAAAAAGCUUACCAUUUUGCAUCCAAAAAGUAUCAAAAAUGUGCCAAAAUACCUCCCUCUGCAAAGUAAAGAGACUCCAUUUUUAAAAGCGCACCCGCUUUUUUUUUUGUGAGAAGCAGGGCGCGCCCUUCAAAACGGAGUUUUUUUUCACUUGUAGAGGGAAGCAUUUUGCUACAUUUUUAAUACUUCCCGGAAGCAAAAUGGUCCGUUUUUUGCCACUUGAUCAGUCCGCCACUGUGGUCGCAAAUCCAAAAUAACUUUGUUAAGACGAUUUGCGGGGUUCCUAGCCGACAGAAACAAGCAGGUUUUUGGAUCGAAAAUUACGAAAAAUGCAACCAUUUUUUAUAUUUUUGCAAAUUCAGACAUGAAAAGUUUCACGUUUAUUUCUACCAUAAAAAGUAAUGUAUACUCAAAAUAAUGAAUUGACUUGAUUUAUAGCCUUCGUACUACGGCUAUGCUGAAAAGAUAUGAUGUUUUAGCACUAUUCUUCGAGUAAAGAUCCUAUAUCAAGUUUUCAAAAGAUAUGCCGAAAAUUUGCAACAUUUUGCCUCUUUCAGAUGGCUGUCCGAACCACUGCAAUGGAAAUGGGAAAUGUCGGAGGUCCAAUGGCAAAUACAGCUGCAAAUGUAACGAGCUUUUCUUCGGCGAAUCCUGCAACUAUCGAACUGAGGCUGUCUGUGAUGACGGGCUGGAUAAUGAUAACGGUAAGAGCUUUAUGUUGCUAGUGUUUGCGAUCACCUCUCCCCCUCGUAUUUUACAAAUCAUCCUCUCCAAAAUCGUUUACAAAUCAUCUUUCAGACGGCCUCGCCGACUGCUUGGAUCCCGACUGUUGCUCGUCGACGCAUUGCCAGGCCAACCCUCUUUGCAUGACCACCUCAACGAACCAAACUCGCCCAAAAACUUCGACAAGAUCCUCUCAAGAUUUCUUCGACAAAAUGAACUACUUGAUCCAGCCAGGCUCCGCGCAGCGAUACGCAGAUCACAAAGCCUUUAAGCGAAGUCUCUUCAGUGUUUUGAAAAUGAAAAUUGUCGAUGAAAAAGCGGGACCGUUGAUGGGAAUGAGGGUGGUCAAUGAAAUGAAACCCAAGCAAGGUAAGAAUAAUACUAAUAAAAGUUUGGGUCUAAAAUUAUUGGGGCUCUUCACGCUACAGGCUUGAUGAAAAGCUAUGACAAAUUGAAGGGCCAGUAGGGCGUAACAGCAUAAGUUUGACUCUUGGUUUGGCCGCUUGAGAAAUGAAAUGGGGAGAAACUUACCUUGCUUAGAAGUGUAGCCGUGUCGAAAGGCCCGGCAACCCAGUAAGGAGACAAGACGAGAGCUCAAGAGUCAAGUGAUUUAUUCAGUGGAAAGGAGACCUUUUAUAGGGGAGCCCCACGUAGGAGAGUACACUCAAAUUUGGAUAAAUGCAGAUCGUUCCUCGUGGGAAAACCCUCGAAGUUCGGUCGUUACGCGUGACAAAUCGAUCUCCAAUUGUUUUGAUUAGCUACACCUCUUCCUAUAAUGUCAAGUGGCGGACUUGAUCUAUUGACAAAAAACGUACCAUUUUGCAUCCGGGAAGUAUCAGAAAUGCAGCAAAAUACCUCGCUCUUCAACUAAAAAAAGAACUCCGUUUUGAAGAGCGUUUCCUUUCCCUCACAAAAAAGCAAGACACACUUCCGAAAUCAAAGUCUUUUAACUUGCAGGGGGAGAUAUUUUUCUGCAUUUUUGAUACUUCCCGGAGGCAAAAUGCCACAUUUUUUCCACUGGAUCUGGUCCCUCACUCGCGAAUCUUUCCGCACUGUGUAUUAUUAUAUAUCAGUCUGUCGGGAAAAUAAUGUGGAUUCGCAGCAAAAUGUCUCAUCUCGUCGCAGUCGCUCACCAUGUUUCCAGCCGCGGCUAGCAAAGCGAUGAUGGGCGAUUUCGAACCGCAACGAAUCCACAUUAUUUUCCCGACACACUGAUGGCGUUUGGACUGCGAAAACUUUGGCGGUAGCUCGUUGCAAGUAAAGUCGAAAUAUUAGAGGGAUUUAUGAAAUUUUUUAUUUUUUCAUGAACUUAAAGUCUCUCAUUUCUCUAAUUUUUCAUUUUUCAGGCUUCACUCUCACCAACGAAGCCGGCGAAGCCGAGCUGGCCGUGAACGGCGGCGGAUAUGUGCAGCUCUCUCUUCUCCGCCAUCCCUUCGGCCUUCUCCAUUACAAUCUCUUCGUGCCGGCCAAUCAGCUCCUCGAUUUGGGAACACUCUCCAUCUCGCAGCUCCAACACCCCUCCUCCUACAAUUCUACAUCGAAAUGCGCUGAAAAAUUGGCUGAAAAUCCGAUGAAAAUUCGAAUUUUCAACGAUUUUUCGCAAUUCUCCGAAGUUAUUCCGGAUAAUUUCGAUAUGAAAAUCGAAAAUGAGAUCUCGUUGAGCUACAGUGACAAGGGCUCGGUGUUGAUCUUCAAAUGGGAGGAGAAAUCGCUGGAAAACGUUGAAAAUGUGUUGAUGAAAAUUUCCGCGGCCGGCAGAGUCUUUGAAUUCGAUUUGAAGCCGAGAAAAGAGUUCGUCUUCGAGUUUGAUGGGGAGAAUGAGCAUGGAGAGAAAGUGGAAGGAGCUGUAGAUGCUCUGGGUAAGUUGGGAACCACUGAAUUUGAAGGGGAAGUGGGCCAAGUGCGACGCUCAGAUUUUGAUGAAACUUGGCACAAAUUUAGAAAAGUCUUUGCCAAAAUAUACGAGAAUUAUAGAUCACGCUUUGCAGAAACAACUGAGAUUUUUGGAUCGAAAGUCGGCGAAAAAUUGACACUUUUUGUCGAAUUUCGGGACGAAAAGUUGCAUGUCUGUUUCUACCAUAGAAGGUAAUGUUUCCACAAAAAAACAUUUUUUUCCGCAUGAAACUGGCAAAGUUACGGCAAAAAAAAAUGUUUUUUCUCACUGACCGCUCUCCGCGUUUCGCGUUCUCUCUCUCUCUCGGGGGCAAAGAUGAUUCAAUAUCUCGGUGGCGUUUGCAAAGCGCGAGCUAAAACUUUCAGGAAUUGAUAUCUAGUCUAUGCCCGACGUGUGUGCAAACCUUAAAGAAAAUCUGAGCGUUUCACUAGGGGUACUUCCCUUGUUAGGGCAAAAUGUUUCGAAAAGGAUCAACAUGCACUGUGCAGUGCGAAAAAAAGAUCGAAUGAAGUUUACGCACUUUUGAGAAAGCGUACAGCGGGGAACCUGAUCCAGUGGAACGAAACGUACCAUUUUGCAUUGGGGAAGUAUCAAAAAUGUGGCAAAAUGCUUCCCUCUCCAAGCGACGAAACUUAGGUUUGAAGGAUUUCCCUCACAAAAAGAGCGGACGCACUUUUGAAUUUGGAGAAUUUUUCACUUGUAGAGGGAAGCAUUUUGCCACAUUUUUGAUACUUCCCGGAUGUAAAAUGGUACAUUUUUUGCCACUGGAUCAAGUCCCCCACUGUAACAUCGCCGUGGCUUUGCUGAAAAAUUUGCACAGUGCAAAAACGUGUAAACAGAAGGAGAAGCAAUUUUUGUAAAAUACGUUGAAUCAAUUAGCGUUUCUUAUGCUUUUUCUUUUCAGUCAAAGUGGGAUACAAAUACCAAAACUGCGAUAAAAUUUACUGGAAUGCCUACAAAGAGAAGAUCAUUGUGAAAGCCGCGGAUAAAAAGUGUUGUGGACCGUUAGGGCUGAAUGUGGAACAUUUCUACGACUCGAAAUCCAGUAAGUCUUCAUUUUUCACCUCAAUUUCUUCCUUUUUUCACCCUAAUUUCAUCAAUUUUCAAAAAAAAAAAAAAAAAUCCCAAUUUCAACAAAAAAAAAAUCGCCGAUUUUUUCAAUAUCCCUUGAAUUUCAGACCUUUUUCAAUAUGGAAACGGCACAGUGAUUGAUCUAAAUCAAUACAAAUCACUUCAACCAGUCAAAACCAACAUCUCAGUGGCCUCAAAUUCCGAUCAAGUCUUGGUUUUGGCGGAUGGAUCGAUAAUUUUGAAGCAAAAUGACAAAAUUUUGCAUAAUGGAAAUGUCAUUUUGGACGGAUUCGAUUUUAAGCACGCUAGAAUGAGCGUAGAUCCGUUGAGGAAUGAGGUGAAUGUGCUGUUUGAGAAGACUAAUAAGGUAAAUUUGAGUUUUUGAAAAAACAAAAAAUUGAAAAAUUUUUAAAAAUUUCUUUUUUAGGUGAUAAAGAUUCGAUCAAUCGAAAAAUUCUCAAGUCCUGUGGAGAAUUUCCAAGUCGUUUUGGAGUCUCAAUCCAUUUGUAAUGGCGAUGUGGUUGGAUGUUUGAAUGGAAAGACAGUUCAGGAAGCCAAUUUCAAGCAGAUUCAAGGUAAGUAUCACUACGACUUUUCGGGUCGACGACAGUUCGGGUGAGUACGAUCGAUCGUUACGGGGCGUAGGCCAGGUGGGCGCCCAAAACAAGGUUCUAGGAAGACUUACGAGGCCUGGCAAAACCGCUGGAUUAUCGGCGGAGGCUCGGCGGAGACUUGGCGAAGACUUGCGAUAUGUCCACUUCUUCUAAUUUUUGCUAUUACUAACGUUUGUUUUAUAAACCCUGAGUUAUUUUAACAUAUAAAAGACCAAAAUUUGUGGCAAAAAACUAAAAAAAAACUAAAAAAUAAGCUAUCCUAUAGAACCCUUUUUGUUACUAGUCGCGACAUAAAGUCCUGACACAUUUUGUCGCGGGUGUCGCGCGAGAAAAGUGGCAAGUUCGCGCGAAAGUGCAUUUCGCUAGUGCAAAAACGGGGAAUUGCCGCGACGGGUCCGAAAGAAAAACAAAAUGCACUGUGCAAAUGUGUCAGGACUUUAUGUUGCGACUAGUAUUUCUACUAAUUACUACAACUUUUUUGCGGCGACGCAUUUAAUAUUUUUUAAAAAAAUUAGUAGAAAAAUUAAGAUGACCACGUCUGUCAGUCUGUCUGAAAAACAUUGAGCCCAAUGACGCUCUGCCAGUCACGUCGCUGAAGUAAAAAGAAAUUUUAUUUCGCAACGGCACAAUUCAUUUUCUUGGCGGCAACGCGAUUUUCGAUCCGGCAGAGUUCUCAUUAUUUUCCGACAGACUUAUAGCUUCACGUCUUUAACUGCUUACAAAUUAUCCAUUUUCAGACAUUGCCUUCGACAAGCGCGGCAACCUUCUUUUCCUGGACUCAAAUGCUCUCUUCUACAUCGAAAACAGCCUAAUUCAUCUGCUUGGGCAAUUCUCAUCGCUCUCAUUCUCCACCAAAUGCCUCAAAACUUUCGCAUUGAAAGAUUUGGGACUUCAUUCGGCCCAGCGAAUUCUCAUCGAUCCCUUGACCGGGCAUCUAAUCCUGCUCGACAAGAACGCUCUCAUCUAUCGGAUCGACAUUCACAACCAAAUUGCGCAUCGAAUUUACAACGGUCUCCACGACUGUGGUCAGAAUUCGGAGGCCAGCCGCAUUCACAGUGUAAAUCACAUCGAAAUUGAUGUGAAUUCGAAUAAUUUGAUCGUUUUUGGCUUCCUCAAAAAUGGAGAGUUGACCGUGCAAAGUGUGGACUUGAAUAGCGAUGAGAUCUCGACGAUUGUCAAGGACUUGCGACGCUGCAAAUGCUUGAAAGUGGGAUGCAAAUGCAGUGAGGAGGAGAGCAAGAAUGACGCGUAUGCAGUGACGUCGGUUAGUGUUGGAGGGAAAGGUGGGUAAUUACUGUAUAUUAUUGGUGAAAAAAAUAAAAAAUUGGGCCGAUUUGGCCAUGAAAAGAAGCAAAAAAAUAUAAAAAAUUUUUUGAAAUCACAUGCAACAGCGGCGGACUUGAUCCAGUGGCAAAAAACUGCAUUUUUUUCCGACCGCUGCAGCAAGCCGGGAGCUGCUAAAAGCUGCAGUGGCGACCUGAUCCAAUGGCAAAAAAACGUACCAUUUUGCAUCCGGGAAGCAUCAAAAAUGUGGCAAAAUGCUUCCAAGUGAAAAAACUCCGUUUUGAAGGGCGUCUUCACAAAAAAAGCGGACAAUCUUUUGAAAUCGGAGUUUUUCACCGGGAAAUGGAGGUAUUUUGCCACAUUUUUGAUACUUCCAGAAUGCAAAAUAUGCAAAAUGGCAUGCUUUUUGACACUGGAUCAGGUCCGCCACUGUAUUUAGGGAAAGUCAGCAAAAUUUAAAGAGAAUUUCAAAAGUUUUGAAUACUCUAUGAGCAAAUAUUUUUUUGGGAACUCUAAAGCUGAAUAUCGCCUAAAACUUGCAAAAAGUUUCCAAAAAUAACGUCAUCACAAACAUUUUUCACUAUUUUCAGGUCAAAUCCUCUUCACCACUUCCAAUCCCUUUGGGAUUUUCAAGCUCUCACCGCUCGAAAUCUUCUUCGACAAAUCUUUGGCGACCUUUACCAUAACCCUCCCAAAUUCCUCCGAAUUUCAUACGUUCGACCGGAACGGCCGACUCCUCUCAACGGUGAAAUCGACGACGCUUCAACGAAAAAGAGAGUUCCGCCGAGAACUGAGCGAAAAAAGCGCUAAAACCGACUUAAUUUUGGCGUCCGGCGAGCAUUUGAGUGUGACUCAAGAGGCCCCAAAUAAAUGGUCGAUAACGCAUGGGAACGGUCGACGAAUGGAGGUGCAAGUCCAUGAGGGUGUGGUGGAGAUCAGAGAGGAUGGAAAACUCAUCAAGAAGAUGGAGUUUACAGUGAAUGGAAGGCUUUUACGGACCGAUUUGGACGAGAUUUUGUAG
Messenger RNA from Bursaphelenchus xylophilus (pine wood nematode), 24384 nucleotides. NCBI's taxonomy places the organism in Eukaryota, Metazoa, Nematoda, Chromadorea, Rhabditida, Aphelenchoididae. The record is from the annotation of a GenBank genome assembly.